Phlebotomus argentipes is the source of this 990-nucleotide messenger RNA. It is a transcript of the gene thoc7, whose product is annotated as THO complex subunit 7 homolog. The transcript is spliced from 2 exons. Gene Ontology annotation, cellular component: THO complex part of transcription export complex. Bases 111 to 731 code for a protein of 206 amino acids. Gene Ontology annotation, biological process: mRNA processing. Lineage: Eukaryota; Metazoa; Arthropoda; Insecta; Diptera; Psychodidae. The record is from RefSeq and is a predicted model, not a curated record.
UAACCUCACAAAAGGAAGCGAGAAGUGUAAACAAACAGCUGAGGAGAGACUCUUCUUCCCUUCCCUGGCCAAUUUCCAGACAUACCAGACCGCAAACACAUUGAGCAGGAAUGUCAGACGAGGAAGUCAUCAAGAGGCGCCUCUUGAUUGACGGCGACGGAACUGGCGACGACCGGCGACUGAACGUCCUGCUGAAGACCUUCAUCAAGUGGUGCAACACAGCCGACACUCCGGAGAACACCGCUGCCACGUACGACCGGAUGCAGGCGCAGCUGGCGCAGUGCGAGUUCGCCGUGACCAAAUCGGACUUCGCCACGCGAAUGAUGCAGCAGGAGUUGAAGAACUAUGAGAGCAUCUCGCAGACCAUCGAGAAGGGCAUCGAGCUGGCCAAAGUGCAGAUUGAGCACAGCAAGGAGAACCUCGUGCUGGCCAAGAAGAUCCGGAAGAACCGCAUGGAGUACGACGUGCUAUCGAAGGUGAUCAACCAGCAGCCGGACAGGAAGAAGACGCUGCAGCAGUUGGAUGUGGUGAAGGAGGAGCUGAAUCAGCUGCAGGACUCGCGCCGACAGCUGCAGCGCAAACUGGCGAGUCGCCGGAAGGAGUUCCUCGUGCUCAUGCGAGCGAUAAAGGAGCUCCAGGGCAGUCUGCAGGACGACGAUGAGGAGUCAGGUGAGGAGAACGCCGAAUCACCGCCACAUUCACCGCCUCUUCCGCGACCCAUGUCGCCAUAACAAGUCUCUUGUGUGGAAGCCGAUUGAAUUUUUAUUGAAUAAAACACAACCCCUUUUUGCUACCCCAACAAUUGAGACAGUUUUUCUCCAGUCAAAAGUUCCCUAAAUCCGAACGUGGAAAAAAUGCACUAAUAUAUUAAUUUUGGCACGUUAUUAUGCUUCGAUCGAAGCACCUCAAUUUAAGCUCAAAAAACACCUUCAAAACAUUUGGCAAAAGUGACGCGCGCGAAACCUGUGAAAUCGGGAAGGAAUUGCAAAA